Messenger RNA from Dermacentor albipictus, 2221 nucleotides. Lineage: Eukaryota; Metazoa; Arthropoda; Arachnida; Ixodida; Ixodidae. The record is from RefSeq and is a predicted model, not a curated record.
UUAAAAAAUUGCAAGAGAGGUAACAAUAGCUUUAUUACCCUUUUAAAAAUAACAUUGCAUUUUACAAGGUUGCUUCAAAUUAAAGAGGUACUCAAUUAUAGAUAACGGACUCAGGUAAUGCCCUCAGUCAGGUAAAACGCUUGUUACAGAUUGUCGUGAAGGAAAAUUAACUGCUCAAUAUGGCCAGAAAGUAAACGCUCUCUAUGCACUGUCACAUUUCUACCGGUAGAAAAGACUCUUUCACUAGGAACUGAAGUGGCAGGGAUCGCCAAGUACUUCCGGGCGAGUGCACUUAAAAGCGGGUACCUGAAGCGGCCAAUGGACUGCCACCACUCACAAGGAUUCAUGCCCCUUUCCAGAAGAGGCUUUUGCGCGUAGUCUGUAACUUCCCUCUCAGGGGCAGAUGCCAAAUGUGUCUUCUCUUUGUUCAUCACUAGAUCGUCAAAAGCAUUCCAUACACUCGAUGCCACCAGUGGACACGAAGUCGACGCUGGCACGGCGGUGUCCCCAUGGUGUUCCACGACGGCUUCCUGGAGCUCCCUUGUCACAAGGUUUUUCAGCCAGAUCAUCUGACCAGAUGCCUGAUGAACUGUGGCCAUAAAGCGCGGAUCAAGAAACAUGCCUAGGCUGGCCACUUCAUCAAAUUUCCACUCCGCACAAAGAGCCUUGAUACAUCUUGAAUCAAUGUUAGCAAACCCUGAGUUGCCUUUGCAGCCUUCAAGGCAAUGGGGCAUUCCAAAAAUAAUUGGAAUUAUAAAGCUUGGUGAAAAAGAAACCGAAACUGAUCAUGUCUCAAAUGCCUGAAGCAGAUAGACUGAAACAGAGCAUACAGAUAAUGAGCGGAUCAUGCGAAGUUCUCAGUUAAUAAACAUGUUCUUAGGAGAAUGCGGAGCAAGCAUACAAUUGGUUAAUUGCUCAAUUAUUCGCAGUCUAUCCGAAUAUUCGCCGUUUCCACCGUUAUUCGGCCGUCCUCGGAUAUUCGUGAAUUUCCGAACAUGCAUUUCUCGAAUCGAAUACGCUUCGAAUAUGGAAAAUAUUCGAUUCGUAUUCGAAAUUCCGAAUAUUCGCACACCCCUAGUUCCUUUCCUUCGAGCGCUUCCUAACCUUACGUGAGGCCUCCUUACAGCGAAGGACCGAUGGAGGAAGCAAGCGUACUCUGAAAGCUCCCUUCACCCGUCCUCACCUAAGGAGCGGUUGCCGCGUGCCUGGGUUCGAGAUUAUCUCUUCAAAUCUUUCCGCGAACACCAUUAUUCUAUUAAAAAAUGUUGUAUCGUCGCACAAUCUUUAAAUUGAAUAGCUAAUAUAGAGACGCGUGGACGCUUUCUUCUAGUUUCGUUUACUAAAGUUAAAAAAAAAGUUGCGCAUUACAGUGCAAAACUUGAUGUGCUCCAGCAACGCUGGCACGCCGGCGUCUUGCAACGCCUAGCAACGCCUAGCAAUGCUUGCAUGCCGCACGCGUGACUGAAACGAACAUGCCUGGCAAGACGUACCGUGCUCGCUCUUCUCCGCAGGUGGGCGACAGUGCGCAUGCGCAAGCGAAUGCCACGUGGUUAAGCAGUGAGGUGAAGCGCUCGUUCAGGGCCAGGAGCGGCGUAAGGACGCAUGAAGGUAGCUUUGGAGCUACCUUAUGCUGAGGAAGCACCAAGGAAGCCUUCACCGAGGGCCCCUCAAAGCCAUGCAGAAGGAGCCUCUGCUGUUGUUGUUGCUCUUAGCUACAGUUUUGGGAGCAGCCCGCGAGAGAGAGCAGAACGUCACGGAUGCAAUCUGCGUGUUUCAAGUAGGCAAUGCAAGCGGUUACGUUUCUUUUCACCAGGAUCUGAACAGCAUGAAUGUGACGCUCCUUGGCAACGUAAGCAACAUACCGCAAGGGAAGCAUGGUUUUCACGUUCACGAAUACGGCGACCUGUCGAAUGGUUGCUCGUCGACAGGCUCCCACUAUAAUCCAAACAACAAGAGUCACGGUGCUCCGUAUGACGGAGAUCGUCAUGUAGGAGACCUGGGAAACAUCGUAGCAGACGAGUGUGGUGUCGCAGUAAUUAAUCUGACGGACCAUCUGCUGACUCUAAACGGCGAGAACUCCAUCAUUGGCCGCGCUGUUGUGGUGCACGCGGACGCAGAUGAUCUCGGCGUUGGCAAUCACAGUGACAGUAAGACAACAGGUCACGCCGGAAGGCGCCUGACUUGCUGUGUCAUUGGGAUUCGGCCAAAAUCCAAGAAGUAA